GUUCCACUUCAUUCCGUGGAGACGAAACUGGUGAUUGGAGAAGGGCGCAGAUUUACGACGCCAAUAUAGUGGCUGGAAAACUGUAUGGAACUGAAUCUGGCAACGCAAAACGCUUCCCUUGGGGUAACACAAGCGACGCGUGCGAAGUCAGUAUCGUUGAACGUCAUGCAGACCACCACUGGGUCCGUUAUGGUAGGACAGGAGGGAUGGCUUGAGGACGGUGCUGCGAUGACUGACAACAAACACGAUUGCCAACUGUCGGUUGUACAAUUCGUCCCUCUCGGCUCUAUCAGUGUUAAACAGUGGUGCUACUUCAAAGUUGGCUAUGUUUAUGCUUGUUUGGAGUACAAUGGAGGACUGGCGAAGCGACAACAAGGCGCAGAACCUCCGAGCCUAUCGGUCACGGCGCUUUUCAUUACCAUGGCGGUGCCCCGAGAGAUCUCUUGGACCCAAUCACAACGCGAAAUGCGCUUACAGAUUCCGUAUGGAAGACUUUUGACACGCCAGUCGACACUGUUUUUUGUGGCAUUGCUCGCUGUAGUACUGCAUGACAGUUUCGUUGCAUUCCAUGGCCAUUUGUGUCAUUUUGCUGAAGCGGCUGCCCAUCAGGGCAGUUGUACUUCCCAAGGGACCUCGUCACCAAUGCAGGUAUGCACGUGCAACGUUCCUGAGCAGGGGGAGACCAGCAACCACGCGGUGGUCGUGAGCGCUGAAAAGAACCAGCUCAUGGCCAAGUGCGCCAUCGGCACAGUUACUCUUCCGGUGGACUUAAUGGAGAAGCAGGUAGUGUGUCCUGCAGGGAUGACGGAUCCCCAAAGCUGUGUCAGUCCUUCGGGGACCAUCCCCUUCGCCAGUCUUUUGUCAGGAGACGGAGCAAGUGCUGUGGCGUGGGUGGGAGACGAGGUGAACUACGCUGCUGUACUACAAGUUCCAAAACAGAAUCUGCCUCCCGUUGACAAGGAAUUCAUUGUCGGAUGUACUCAGGAAGGUAAAGGCCACUGUCUCCUUCAUGUCACACUUUCCGCGCGGGCAUCUUCCAAAGACAGUCAAACCGUUACGUGCGCCUACGGUAGUGCUAGUAAUGCAGACGUUCACAGAGUGACAGUAUCACCAAAAGACCCAACGUUCACUCUUGACUGUAGCUCCGAUGGAAUUAUGCAACCAGCAAGCUUCACUACAAGCUACUGCCCAGCUACCGGUCCACUACAAGAAAACUGUGAUGAAAAGUACGCAAGCAUCUUACAAGGUUACAGUUCCAGUUGGUGGCAGGUUUCCCAAGCAGGAACAAGCAACAAAGCUGUACUCACAAUUCCGCAUGAUAAUUUCCCUGAGGCUCAGAAAAAGGUGCUUGUUGGUUGCAAAGCUAGCACGGCCAUCCCCAAUUCGACUCUCUGUACAGUAGAGCUCACAAUCACGAGCAGUAGUCCCAGUUCUGCGUGGUUUCUUUCCCUGAGUGUGACCAUGACUUUGGCUGUAGCUGGGGCUGUUUCUUCCCUUGUGUAGGUCGCAGCACAGCGACCAUGCGUGAUGGCAAUAUGUGUGAGGAAGCAGUGCCGUGUACAGAAUCAACGGCACCGUCGCUGCGUCAUUCUCAUGGUGUGGCGUUACAAAAACGAUAUUAGAACACAUUCAUGUUUGACGCUCUUCCCAAUACUUGGUUUCUGACAAUUAUGAGCGCUCUUUUCUCUAAGCGGUGGCAGUGCUGGCUUCAACGAACUCGCCCAACGCAUUGCACCACUGUCAUUUGAGCAGCACCAAUGUUGGUGUCUGGAGGCAGAUGUCCUUCAGCAGUGGAGGAUCCUCACCCUGAAAAUGGAUCUCUCGGAAUAUCCACGACAUUUUGUCAGAAGCACUUGCCAAUCGAAAUAUCUCCGUUGGAACUUGGGCUAUCGUAGAGAGACGGAGGCUGCGCUUCCACAAGUGGACAUGGGAACUCUGAGUCCUCAUACCCCCAAAGAUCGAGCUUGUGCUAAAGCCCACUAGUUACAUCCGAUAGCACUUCUUCGGGACAGAUUGAAAAAGCUUGUCGGGUCAUUUUUGUACAAUGACACUGUAGGAAGCAACUCUGAAGAAUCCCGUGGUAGAACGAUAUCUGCACACGAGCACGCAGCGCUUCGUGACUCCAGCCGAACUGCAUCCCGUGUCUAUCCUCGGGUGCGACGGUAACUAUAUGAUAGAAGAGUACACAACGGCUCUGGUUUUAAUGUGUCCGGC
Molecule: messenger RNA, 2214 nt
Organism: Toxoplasma gondii ME49
Lineage: Eukaryota; Apicomplexa; Conoidasida; Eucoccidiorida; Sarcocystidae
Gene: SRS51
Product: SAG-related sequence SRS51
Exons: 3
Coding region: 85-1503 (472 amino acids)
Cellular component (GO): membrane
Source: RefSeq, a predicted model, not a curated record